AGUACUCCGCUGAGUAAAGUUUUCUUGUUGACCCAAUGAAUUGAAAUUAUCCGCAUAUAGUUUUCACUUCCUAUUGAAUAUGGAAUUGCUGUGCACCCAGUGUUUUCUCCAGUUGUCAGUAAUGACGGAAAAUGGGACGGACAUGCGGAUGUGGCUGCGUCGAAAGGGCCGCAGACCCUGGGUGGCGGAACGAGAACAGAAUGUAGGGCGCGAGUGGUGGAAUGAGCAGUGGGGGACUUCUAUGAGAGGCAGGCGGGUAGUUGUAUAGGCAAACUGCAAGAGUGACAGAGUAAAAGUGUCGUAAUUGCGAAAAAUCUGAGUGUUGCGGGAAACGUCGGGUCGUCAGUAAGUUAUUGAAAGAAAAAGAUAAUCAUGCCGGUCGUCCGCGCACUGUUAUCCUCUUGCCUUCGUGGAAAGAAGCCAUCGCCGGUUUUGACGUUUCGAACCGGCGCUUGAAGGCGCACUACUCUUGGAGAGCUGCGGUGUGACCGAGCUGGACCGAAACCAUCUAACGAAGUACGAGGAGGAUUUUUCUGAAGACUGAUCUGCCACUCAGACGACACUACCCGAAGAUCUAUCAUGAACCCCGACCCGGUGCGCAACCUGGGGCCCUGGUCCUUCACCAUCCAGCAGGAGACGCCCGUGCACUGGCUGCGGUCCGGUCCGUUGGAGAGCUACUUGUUGAAGUGCGAAGUGGAAUGCAACCAGGUCGACGGCGCACUGGUGUCCACCGGGGUGCUGCUGCAUUCCGGCGACGACGUGCUCGGCGGGGGGAGCGUGUGGAUGGAGGUGAAGGACGGGCGAAAGGUGUACUGUUUAGGGGGGAACGACCUGGCCAGCAAACCGUUGGUCACGCAGUCCUAUCCGGUGCACUCGGUGGUGCGGAACGGCAGGAACGUGCUGAUCGAAGAGUGGGAGUUCUUGCUGCAGGGCUACACAGGCUGCGCCUUUUUCGAUCAACGCCGAGUCAGGAUAAAGUUUUCGCUCAAGGUAGAUAUUUUUGAAUAAAAUUACGAGGAGUAGGCACAAAAUGCUGGCGAACUCUGUUUCAGGCGGCAAUAUGUGACUUUUAGAUGAAUUAUCACUGUAGUUUGCGUCACCGAUGAACAAGAAUUCUUCUGUCUGUUACCCAUUCGACCCUGUUGCAAAAAUCUUCACAGCGCGGAAAGGGCGCCAUUGCGUUCUUCAACAGUAGCAAGUCGCCGGUGUGGGAGAACCCGGAAGCGUUCGAUCAGUUGUUCAGCGGGCUAGAUGUCGUCUUCCGAAACAUCCGUCUGACUGUGGUGUCAAAAAAGGUGGAGCUCGACACGUUUCUCAAAGACCCGCAAGUGAAAGUCACCGAGCCGCAGAAAAAGGUGAUUAAAUGUUCCGGUUGUGACAUCUGUUAGCGCAGAAGUGUGAGAUUUUUGAUUGUCUUUCGAUCGGUUAUGAAUUAGAUGGCUUUUGAGUGUAGUCCGCCCUCCUGCUCUCUAUCGCGGUGUAGCAAAUGUUGGUAAAAAACGUUCACUCAACAGGUCAAAGAACUGUGGAACGAGUCGGAGCUCGAUACGAAGCGGAAGCGCGCGGAGCGCCGCGCCCAGCUGACCGCGGACGACGACGGCAAGAAGGGGCCGCCGGAGGUCGGCGAUGUCGGGCCGGAGCACCUGGGCGAGGGGAAUAUUGGUAACAUCGUCGAGCUGGAGGAAAAGCUGAAGGAGGAUGUGGUCUACAGCCAGGCGCAAACCCUCGGCUCUUCCCUCGCCGAGCAGCGGCGGCAAAAGGCGACGCAAAAGAUGAACCUGCUGCAGCGGCAAAAGGAGCUCGUGGAGAACAUGGGCGAAAGCGUGCUCUUCAGCAGCGCAAGCUCCGGGUCGAAGCCCAACUAUGGGAAGAAGAAGUAUUUGUUCAUAAUUUCAGCUCUACCUCAAUGAAUGCACAGGCAAACUACAUUUUUGACGCAGUUUGAGUUCCGACUUUGUUGCCACAAGAAAUAGAAGUCAGUGAAUUCUUCUCGUCCAUCCUACACAGGCCCACCACGCUGACAUCGGCCAUGCGCGCGCACAUUCUGACGAACGAUGAGCUAACCGCCGACAGGCAGCACUACGACGACGAGUGGUUUCGAAAGAGCAGCGACUUUGGCUUGCUGGGGCAGCAGUACGAGUUUGGAUUGCCGCCGGAGUUGGAAAAACCGCCGCCGGGGCAGCACAUACGAAACCGAGACAAGGGCUUUAACAAGCCAGGGCCGCCAUCGCAAAAAGACGUCGACAAGUGGCGAGAAACGAAGCAGGUAUUGUUCCGUAGGACUAUCUCCAUGUUUGUGGAUGAAGAUCGAUGAGUUUCAAGUUCCAACGCAAAUAUACAACAUUCUGAGCUGCAUGAAGAAAGAAGCAACCUUUUUACUGAACCAAAUUAUCUCGUCUCAGGAAAUGCGCGCCAAGCCUGCACUGACCGAGAUCCCCGAGUCGGAACUGCUUGGGGUGAGAAGAAGACUCAUGGUCUACUUGGACACCUGCUCCGAUCGGAUCUCCCGGACGCGGGAGGAGCUGACGGCGCUGGCGGCAAAACGAAUGUUGGCAGAGGAGAAGCAUCCUAGAACUAUCCUGUGCAAAAGUAUCGCACUCGUAGUAAUUGCAGUCAUGCAUUACUAAGUUUUUUUCUCAAGCCAAAUCCGCAUUACUAAUGCUAAGGAAAUUUGUAAUGCAAUUACUACUAGUGCGAUGCUUUUGCAAUUCACAAGAACGGUGCAGCAGCAACUCAUGUCGCAGCAAAUGGAACUGGAACAAAAGCUAUCCAAGGUACUUACUCGCUUAUUUGAAAUAAUCAGGGGUUUUCGUAUACUGAUCAGGUUCCGAGUUUAUUUUACCGAAAGAUCAGCACUAAGCAGAGUGUUGAACUUUUUUCUGCAAAAAAUUCUUGCCUUACUGGAAAUCAGGACCAGCGAGAGGAGGUUUCUCUCAUGGAAAAAUUGCGGGAAGUGGAUCUGGAACUGCAGGACUUGCGCAUGGAUAAACCAUCAGUGCGGGACCUCCUGCCACCAGUGCUACAAAAAAUGCUCGACGAGGACGAAGCCCGCAUGAAGCAGGCUGGCGCGCGCGCAGGCUAUGAGUCGGGCACGUAGAAUGGAGUAGACCGAAAACAGAUCAUCCCAUGUUGUCCAUGAAAAAGAACUACGCAGAAACAGAAAUACACAUGCGCAGAAG
This is a messenger RNA of Amoebophrya sp. A120, 3179 nucleotides long. Lineage: Eukaryota; Dinophyceae; Syndiniales; Amoebophryaceae. The record is from the annotation of a GenBank genome assembly.